GUGAGAGGAAUUGAGAAUCGUGGUAAAGCAUAACUGCGAGAUAUCACCAUUAAAAACAGCAGUUAUGAUACCCAUUUUGCGGUUGGUGUUUUCAGUUUUGUGUCUACCGUGUAUUUUAUGUACAUUCAGUUUAAAUGAUAAUGUGAUAAUAAAUAAUAAGGCUAGUGAUGAAAGUGAAUAUUUAACAACAGAAAAACAAGAACUCAGAAGCACUCCACUUCACUAUCCCAUAUUGAACAACAACACUUCAGCUACUUCUCGAAAACUAAUUCCUAACCUGAUCAAAAACCAAAAGAAACCAGUUCGUUCGAUCGAAGCUACAUCAGAAACUAGUAAACAUCAAAAAGACGUACUAAAUAUAGUUGGUAGUGGUAGUAAUCAUGGUACUAGGAAAAAACGAGAAAAGUGCAAAAGAAAAGGAAAGGGAGAAAAAAGUUUAAUGGAAAAAAUGUUACCGAUGAUGGCUACUCCUUUUCUAAUAUCCUCAAGUAUGGUUCCCAUGAUGUUGGUAUCUCUAUUUUUCGCAAUGAUAAAAAGUGCUUUCAUCGGCAAAAUUGGAAUCAUAUUGAUGUUGAUAAACAUGUUCACUAACAGAAGAAACUCCGGAGGAGCUACAACGCAUACGUUGAAUAUGGAAAAUCCAGGAAAUCGAAUAGCUAUGGACCACUACGGUUGGCAUGGAGACGAGGAAUACGGAGCCUACGUCAAUAAACGAAGAAGAAAGAGGAGCUGAUAGUGUCGUUUACUUAGAGACUCAAAUUUGUAUUAUAUUGUAAACUUCUUUCUUGGAUGGCCAGAAUAAA
Diorhabda sublineata is the source of this 803-nucleotide messenger RNA. RefSeq lists its product as uncharacterized. The transcript has 2 exons. Bases 65 to 733 code for a protein of 222 amino acids. NCBI's taxonomy places the organism in Eukaryota, Metazoa, Arthropoda, Insecta, Coleoptera, Chrysomelidae. The record is from RefSeq and is a predicted model, not a curated record.